AUGUUCGGAAUAGAGAGUCCAGGGGAAAGGCGAAGGCCUGGGAAGGCCCUGGAAACCCGGGCGCUGGAGAAAACCCGACGGACUAAGGAUCGAGGCAGAUCCUGUACAGGAGAGAAUCGAGGGCUCCGUGGAGGCCUGGGAACAGUGGACGCAAGAAGGAUCCUGGAGCCGGUGAGGACUUGGAAAGUCUGCGGGAACAAUGGGAGCCCGGAGAAUGUGCGCAUCCAGGACAUCAAGACGGAGAACGGUACGUGUCCCUCGCCGCCCCAGCCCCUGUCCCCGGCUGCCGCCCUAGGCAGCGGCAGCGCCGCCACGGUGCCCAAAAUCGAGAGCCCCGACAGCAGCAGCAGCAGCCUGUCGAGCGGGAGCAGCCCCCAGGGCAGCCUGCCGUCGGCGCGGCCGCUCAGCCUGGACACUGCGGAACCCGCGCCGCCUCCACAGUCCGCACCGCCGCCGCAUCACAGCCAGGGCUUCAGCGUGGACAACAUCAUGACUUCGCUGCGGGGGUCGCCCCAGGGCUCGGCCGCGGAGCUCGGUUCAGGCCUCCUGGCCUCGGCGGCCGCGUCCUCGCGUGCGGGCAUCGCGCCCCCGCUGGCACUGGGCGCCUACUCGCCCGGCCAGAGUUCCCUCUACAGCUCCCCCUGCAGCCAGAGCUCCAGUGCGGGCAGCUCGGGAGGCGGCAGCGGAGGCGGCGGCGGUGGCAAUGCCGGAGGUACUGGGGGCGCGGGCACCUACCACUGCAAUCUUCAGGCCAUGAGCUUGUACGCGGCGGGAGAGCGCGGCGGCCACUUGCAGGGCCCGCCCGGAGGCGCGGGCAGCGCGGCGGUAGACGACCCCCUGCCUGACUACUCGCUGCCCCCAGUCACCAGCAGCAGCACUUCGUCCCUGAGUCACGGAGGGGGUGGCCAGGAGACCAGCCACCACCCAGCUGCCCACCAAGGCCGGCUCACCUCGUGGUACCUGAACCAGGCAGGUGGAGACCUGGGUCACCUGGCGAGCGCGGCGGCGGCUGCGGCGGCCGCGGGCUAUCCUGGGCAGCAGCAGAACUUCCACUCGGUGCGGGAGAUGUUCGAGUCACAGCGGAUAGGGCUGAACAACUCUCCGGUGAAUGGUAAUAGUAGUUGUCAGAUGGCUUUUCCUGCCAGCCAGUCUCUGUACCGCACGUCGGGGGCUUUCGUCUAUGACUGUAGCAAAUUCUGACCCCAUCCCCGGAACCCUCCGAGCCGAAGGGAAUGGAACACCAGAGCAGGAACAGUAAAAAGAACCCAGCAAUGCAAAAUCGAAACUAAAAACAUACAAAUUUUAAAACUUGAGAAAAUUCUUCACACCAGCGAACAGAAUCUCUCCCGAAAUUCAACUCACCAGCUCAAAGAAAACCUAUUUUUCUAAAAGAUUAAUGCAGAGCCUCCUCCACUAUGCCUUAUCUAAGUAAGCAAAACGGUAAACUAUUUUGUACAGACAGCAAAACCAUGGUUUAUUAAAGGACAGGUUACUGCAGAUGCCACGUAAGUUUCCUCUUGCGUUCAGAGACUUUUCUGCUCCUUCGUCUUGUCCCUCUGCCUUGUCUCUCACCUGUAAGAUAAUAUUUUAUCCUAUGUCGAAAGAAGGGGGAAGUCCCUGUUUAUGAAAAUCGCUUUCUUUUUAUUCAUGGACUUGUUUUUAAAUGUAAAUUGCAACAUAGUAAUUUAUUUUUAAUUUGUAGUUGGAUGUUACGGACCAAACACCAAGAAAGUGUUCCAAAGCUUUUAAAGUUAAAUUGCCUGAAACUUUAAAAUGUGCCUUUUCUCUCGUUAUAAAAAGGGAAACUGUAUUAAUCUCAUUCUAUCAUCCUUUUCUUUUUGUUGAUCAUAUCCAUUGUUUGUUUAUGAAUAAAUUGCCAUUCAGUUUGAAUAAGACCAAUAUGUCUGGAUACUUUAAUACAGCAUUAAUAUAAAGAAAAGAUUUCAGAGCAGAAGUUGUAGAGUUCCCUAGCCUCUGCCAGAUCUCUGAAAUGUGGAGAAAACCUCCUCUAGUUCAUGUCAAAUUUCGCUAAAAGCAUUUUUUUGUUUAGUAGAUUUUUUCGACAGCAUUUUUUUUCUUUUCUUUUUUUUUUGCAAAACGUACUAUAUAGUCAGCUUGCUUUGUGGCUAUUAAAAAGGUAAUUUCCUAAACAGAUCUGAGUUGGCAUAUGAACAAAUGCUCCUCAGUAACUACAAAACAUGAUUUGGCAAUUUUAAGUUCAUGAAUCAGCAGCAUGGUUACCACAGUGGUACCUGUGCGCAGAGAUGCAGAUAUGCCUCGAGAUACUCAGAUGAGUAUUGGCUUUUCUGUCCCACACAGAUUGCCGUGAGUAUUAUACAUACCUGUGAGCCAGAUGCCGAAUAGAUUUUUUCUAUUGAUUUCAUUCCUUUAUAAGAGGAAAAUAAACAAGUUUUAAAAUGUAUGUACAUAACUCACCCACAGUUUCAAUUCUUCAUGUAUCAUACAGAAGGAUUUAAUAUAAAUAUAUUGUGGGUUGGAAAUGAAUAUUUAAUCCUGGGGAAACUUUUAGAAGAUAUGUUUGUAGAACAAUUAUUUUUGAACAUUUACAGCAAUAAGCAGAAGGAAGAGUAAGAAGGCAGAAAGAACAUUAGUCUAGGGUGGUUUUCUUUCAAACCAAUUUUUCUUAAUUUACAGUUAAACCUAGGGGGCAAUCUGGACUGGCCCUCCCCCCUUUUGUAAAUAACCCAGGAAAUGUAAUAAAUUCAUUAUCUUAGGGUGAUCUGCCCUGUCAAUCAGACUUGGGGAGAUGGCGGUUUGAUUACAGACAUUCAGGCCUUCAGUUUGUUUUCGAGAUAAAGCAGGUUCCUAUCUGCCGCUCCUAUCUAGAGGCAACACUUAAGCAGUAAUUGCUGUUGCUUGUUGUCAAAAUUUGAUCAUUGUUAAAGGAUUGCUGCAAAUAAAUACACUC
Messenger RNA from Myodes glareolus (Bank vole), 2929 nucleotides. It is a transcript of the gene Foxc1, whose product is annotated as forkhead box C1. Gene Ontology annotation, biological process: regulation of transcription by RNA polymerase II; anatomical structure morphogenesis; cell differentiation. NCBI's taxonomy places the organism in Eukaryota, Metazoa, Chordata, Mammalia, Rodentia, Cricetidae. The record is from RefSeq and is a predicted model, not a curated record. Gene Ontology annotation, molecular function: RNA polymerase II cis-regulatory region sequence-specific DNA binding; DNA-binding transcription factor activity, RNA polymerase II-specific.